This is a messenger RNA of Megalops cyprinoides (Indo-Pacific tarpon), 1745 nucleotides long. It is a transcript of the gene nfkbid, whose product is annotated as NF-kappa-B inhibitor delta. Gene Ontology annotation, biological process: regulation of gene expression. NCBI's taxonomy places the organism in Eukaryota, Metazoa, Chordata, Actinopteri, Elopiformes, Megalopidae. Gene Ontology annotation, cellular component: nucleus. The record is from RefSeq and is a predicted model, not a curated record. Gene Ontology annotation, molecular function: protein binding.
CGCAGCGAGUACAGCGGCCCGCUGUGAACUUGUUAGAUUAAGAGCAGCGUGAAUUCUGAAGGAGCUUCAAGACGUGUAUAGCGACGCAGAGGGACCGUCAGAGAGAAACAGCGCAAAGGGAUUUUGACAUGCACUGGCCGAAACAGCCAAAGGAAAGGUCGUGUAACUCUCUGCCCACUGUGAAGAAACUCUUGGAGCAGAAGCGAAAGCAAGAAACAUCCUCGUCACCUUCUUCCUCUUCCGCGGCAGAGGCCAGCGCAACUGCCACCGCUGUCCCGGUGUCAACACCAGCACAAGCUACUCCAACAGGCAAGUACAGACACUGUAACAAACUGACAACCCUUACAUAUGUUAUCUCAGAGUUAGGGGCGCGUGUGUGUCCAAAUACAUGUAAAAUAACAAACCACGUGAAAGCGACCCUCAAAACGACUGCUUCACGAUCCCCCAUCUCACCUCCAGGUGCCGCCGGCAGCUAUUCCAACACCAUGGGUGCAGUGGGACCCAUGCCGACAUUCCCCAGGUGGGAGGUGUCCAACCCCCACCCUGCCCCUGCCCUGCAGCAGGACUGCCCAUUCUCCCCCGUGGGGAGCAGCUACUACCUGUCGCCCCCUGAGGGGUUCACUCAACCCUACAUGCCUUCCAGCUUCACCACGCAGCAAACCCCGGACUACAGCGCUGCCAUGAGCGUACUUGCCUAUCCGGACUGCCCAGUGACAUCGGCUGUCACAGGCACGCUGCAGCCACCUGGUUGUAGCUGGGUGCCGGAGAGCAGCAUCCAGGGUCACAUUAACCCCGGCCACCAGGGCUACGGGGUGCAGAUAAACACCGUGAUACUGGAGGAGGCCCGGAUGUUCCUGCGAGGGAUGGACAACAGCAAGAAGAUGUGGCAGGACGAGGAUGGAGACACGAUCCUGCACAUCUACACUGCCAAGGGCCUGAGGGAGUAUGCCUUCGCGGCUGCAGAGAACUUUCAAGCCCUUGGAAGGCUGGACUCCAAAGAGCACAAGGGGAAGACUGCUUUGCUGGUGGCAGUGACAGCCAACCAGCCGGAUAUUGUCCAGGACCUCCUUUCGCUUGGGGCAGACAUCAACGCCUGUGAUGUCAAAGGUCAGACAGCACUCCACCUGGCUGCAACAUAUGGCUUCCCCAGGGUAAUGGAGACCAUUUUGACCUUUGGACAUAGUGUGGACCUGGAGGCUCGGAAUUUUGAAGGACAGACCCCUUUGCACUGCGCUGCCAUCUCCCACAGUGGCACUGUGAAGGCCCUCUUCUCCGCGGUUCCCGGGCAGGGCGACGCCGGCCUCCAGGCUCAGGCGGAGGACAAGCAGGCCUGCGUGCAGCUGCUGCUGCAGUAUGGAGCCUCUCUGCUCAGCCAGGACAUCAAGAGCAAUAAGACAGUCCUGCAUUUGGCUGUGAAGGAAGGGAACAUUCACCUGGUGCGUUACCUGCUAAAGCUUCACCUGUCUGACAUGCAGGCCUUCGUGAACAUGAAGGCGCACGGGAACACUGCACUUCACAUGGCGGCCGGUCUGCAUGGCAGUGGCCACCAGGAGGAGAUGAUCCGCCUGCUUCUGAGCCGCGGGGCGGACCCCAGCGUGCGAAACCUGGAGAACGACCAGCCGGCGCACCUCCUGCAGAGCGGGGAGAGGGGAGAGCAGCUCAAACUCAUCCUGAAAAAGCGAACCGCUUCCUCUCGUCGACGUAUCACAUCCUUACAGGACCAGGAAUGACUCGGACUACUUUCC